Molecule: messenger RNA, 2787 nt
Organism: Musa acuminata AAA Group (dessert banana)
Lineage: Eukaryota; Viridiplantae; Streptophyta; Magnoliopsida; Zingiberales; Musaceae
Exons: 21
Coding region: 84-2147 (687 amino acids)
Biological process (GO): protein phosphorylation
Molecular function (GO): ATP binding; protein kinase activity
Source: RefSeq, a predicted model, not a curated record
CUGUUUAUCCAACUUCUUUGCUUCACUAUUGUCUUGAAGCUCCACCGUUGUCUCAUUGGGCGUCUCCUCUUUCUCUGCUCCAAAUGCUUCUCCUCCUCCCGCCAUCUUCCUCCCUCUUCGCCUCCAGAUUCAAAGCACAUGGAUUCCCCACUCCGGGCCGCCUCGACCGCCAGCGGAUGCCUCUCCUUCACACCCCUCGGCGGCGGGGGAGCCGGCUGCCGGCGCUCGCCAGCUCUGACGACGUCGACGCCUUCACCAAGUACUCAGGCUAUCUCUUCGAGGGCGGCGUGUCAUCCGAGGCCGAGUUCCUGGACGCGUACGACCUGCCGUUGAUCACCUCCAUCUACCGCCGGAAGCCCUUCCUGGUCUUGCGACGAUUCCUCCAGAUCAGCACCACCUUCGGCCGGUGGGUCACGGUGCGGUACCUCGACAGCGUCUCGGAUCGCUCGGAUGAGAUGUUUAAGACUAGGGCGGCCGAGCUGCGCGCAAUUUUGCUGGAGCUUGGCCCGGCAUUUGUAAAAAUUGCUCAAGCGGUUUCAUCACGACCAGAUGUGAUUCCACCUGCAUAUUUAGAGGAACUGUCAUUGUUGCAAGAUCGCAUAACUCCCUUUUCAACUGAGAUUGCCUUCAAUAUGAUAGAGAAAGAGCUCGGACAACCAAUAGAUAUUCUUUUCUCUGAAAUCUCACCAGAGCCAAUUGCUGCAGCAUCUCUUGGACAGGUUUACCAGGCUAGACUUCGUUCUUCUCGAAAAGUCGUUGCAGUGAAGGUACAAAGACCUGGAGUUCAAGCAGCAAUUUCAUUAGACAUAUUUAUCCUGCGUUACAUUGCAGGGUUUGUGCGGAGAGCUGCCAGGCUUAACACUGAUCUUCAGGCUGUGCUGGACGAAUGGGCAUCAAGUUUAUUUCGGGAGAUGGAUUACCGUGCUGAAGCAAUGAAUGGACUAAAAUUCAGGAAGCUAUAUGGAGGACUACAGGAUGUAUUUGUACCAGAAAUGUACUUAGAACAAAGUAGUCGCAGAGUCCUCAUCAUGGAAUGGGUGGAUGGAAAUAAAUUGUCGGAGGUCAAAGAUAUUUAUCUCAUUGAGGUAGGAGUAUAUUGCUCGCUUUCUCAGCUUUUAGAUUAUGGAUUUUAUCACGCGGAUCCACAUCCUGGAAAUCUUCUGAGGACAUCGGAUGGGAAGCUAGCCUACUUAGAUUUUGGAAUGAUGGGCGAAUUUAGGCAAGAGCUUCGAGAUGGAUUUAUUCAAGCAUGUCUUCACAUGGUUAAUCGUGAUUUUGAUGCUCUUUCAAAUGAUUUUAUUACUCUUGGUCUCCUUCCUCCAACUGCACAGAAGGAUGAAGUUACCAAGGCAUUAACAGGUGUUUUCCAAAAUGCUGUGAACAAAGGAGUUCGAAAUAUAAGCUUUGGAGAUUUGUCGGGAAAUCUUGGACGAACCAUGUACAAAUUUAAGUUCCAAAUACCAUCUUACUUUUCUCUUGUCAUUCGAAGUCUUGCUGUUCUGGAGGGCAUUGCAAUCAGUUUUGAUCCAAAUUACAAAGUCUUAAGUAGUUCAUACCCAUGGAUUGCAAGAAAAGUUCUCACUGAUAGCUCACCUCAGCUGCAAUCUACCUUGCAGACUCUCCUUUAUAAGGAAGGAGUUUUCAGGAUUGAUCGUCUAGAAUCAUUGUUAACCGAGUCACUUCGUGCGAAGACCGAACAAUCUCUUGUUAGGAAAGAAGUGGAAGAUUCUGAUUCAAAUAAAGCAAUAAAACAAGUACUCUCAUUCACAUUGACUGAAAAGGGAGCAUUUGUCAAGGAAAUACUUCUGCAAGAAUUUGCUAAGGGAAUAGAUGCACUUGGCUUAGCAACUUUGGAAACUUUGACAUCUGCUGCUGCUGCAAGGUUGCCUUUUACCAUUGGAUAUUCAUCAUCCUUCAUGGAUAAUGAGGACAUUGCCAACUUGAGAACUCUAAAUCGCCUUCUUCUGCUGCUAUCCAGACUUCAGAAGAAUGAGAAUCCAAAUUCAGAAGUAAACUAUGCAAAUUCUGGAGAGAACAAAAAUGCUUCUGUGGAGGAGCUAUCUCUCGUUCUAUAUCAAAUGACAUCUGCACAGGAUAUUUUACCAAUUCUUUCUGUCAUUCCUGAGGUACUUCUGUUGGUGACCUAAGUUUAAGCAUGAUUAAAGUAUGGAAUCUUGCCAGAAGGCAUUUGCUGGUCAUGCAGUACUUAAGUUUUUUGACCAAAGGACAUGGAAGGCAAAUGAGUCAAAGUGAUAUAUUAGAAUAUCGGUAACAUGUAAUGGCUGGAACUGGCUAUUUUUUAUUACAUGAUAAUAUUUCCAAUAAACAAGAAACUUCAGGUGCAGGUAGGCCAAUUGAGGAUGUUCGUCUUGCAAUCCAACUAUUAGCUGGGCAGACUGGUCAUGUAUUCUAGUUAGAUUUAGCAAUCUGGUGCCAUACAUAGAGGAUAUGAAGUCUGAUGCUAGAACACGGUGAUAAUAAUGAACUGAUCAACAAACGUAAGACCCAGUAGCAGAAAAAUCCCAUGAAAAGAUUUUGAAGGAAAAAUAAACCAGGGAAACUGUGCAUGUCAGAGAAGAAUGGUCCCAGUACAAAGUACAAUUUUUUGUCAGAAAAAGCAUUUGUUGAUUUAUUACUAUCCCUGUGACAAACUGAAGCCUACAAAAUACAAAUUUUCAUGAAGUUUAAAAUCCAAGAUGAGCCAUUGGAAGACAGUAACACAGAAGGCAGCAAAUGCUCUCUAUUAAUAGGGCUAAAGGAAACAAUAAAUCAAGUCCAUAUCUGAGA